Molecule: messenger RNA, 1992 nt
Organism: Aphis gossypii (cotton aphid)
Lineage: Eukaryota; Metazoa; Arthropoda; Insecta; Hemiptera; Aphididae
Product: zinc finger protein-like 1
Exons: 6
Coding region: 317-1657 (446 amino acids)
Cellular component (GO): Golgi apparatus
Source: RefSeq, a predicted model, not a curated record
CACUAAUCAUUAUUUAUUACAAUUUACAUCAUUAUUCAUUAGACAUUAAUUAUUUAAUUAAUAUAUAAUGCUAUGACUACCUCUUAAAAACAUUUAAUUCUAUAGCAUUUCAAAUAAAUUACUAUUUCAAUGUUUAUAUUUGAUUUCGUUUCGUUCUAAUCUCUCAAUUACACUUCAGGUUUUACCAUUAUUAUUAUAAAGAUCACUCAAUUCAUUAACUGUAUGUGUUUUUCCAUAUAAUGUUAUGUGUAUUUAAGUGAAAUUUCCAAAUUUAAUAUUACCUUUCAACCACACUUAUAGCAGUAUUAUCUUAAGAAUGGGUCUUUGUAAAUGUCCAAAACGCAAAACUACAAGUCAUUUUUGUUUUCAUCAUUGUGUCAAUGUUUGUGAGCAUUGCAUCGUUAACAAUCAUACCACAUGUACAGUUAAAUCAUAUACUACUUGGCUGAAAGAAGCCAGUGGUGGCACAUCAUCAUCAUCGGCUACAGCGGCUGCAUUGUGUGCGGUUUGUCAAAAGCAAUUUGUUUUAACCUCUAAAGAAUUUGAUAGUUCAACAGUUCAUUUCAAUGGGUCCAGAAGUAAUACAAAAACUCCUAUACGUCUCUUAUGCUAUCAUGUAGUACAUACACGUUGUUUAUCAUCUUAUGUUAAGAAGCAAUUAAAAGAAGGAAACAUUUUGAAGUGUCCAUCAUGUGAUCGACAAUUAUGGAUGCAACAACAAGAACAAUCACAAGUUUCUGAUGAUAACUCGGUAGUGGAUUCCAAUGAUUUAACACCUGUUGCAUCAUUGUUGUACAAACAUUUGUUAGAUAAUGGCAGUUGGUGGGGCCAAGCGUUAAUUACAAAUGGAAAUGUGAAUGAUAUUGAGAAAUAUUUACUUGAAGAUGAAGUUCAUGAACCUGGAGAAGAAUCUGAUGAAGAAAUUCAACAACUUGAAAAUAAUAAAUCUCAAAUAAAUAUUAUUUCAGAUAAUAAAUCUCCAACUACACUAGCUGAAAAAAUGCAUUUGGCUGAUAGUAACAUUGAUUAUUACAAUCAUUAUGAAUUAGCACACACAACACCAGAUGUAACAACUAUCAACUACCGUAAUAAUACAAAUCAAAUAUAUCAACCAAUCCAUCAUCGACACUUUAACAAUAACUAUGGUCAAGAUUCAGCUUUAACACUUCAUCAGCUGCAAUACCAACAACAACAACAACAACAACAACAACAACAAUUACAACAAAAACAAUGUUCAUCUGUUAAUAUGACAGCAAUUGCACAAAAUUCAGAUUUGAAUAAUAGACAUGUGAUAACGUCCAUUACUCCAUUGUUAAAUAAUGAAAAUAAUUUGAAUGAUGAACAACAAGAUCCUAGUGGCAAAUAUAGACCUAAAAAGUUCAAUAAUCAGUCUUGGUCUUUAAGUUACCAACGGCUAUUGCAAUAUUUUCGUGGUACAAACAACAAAGCAGAAGAUAAUAGUAUUACAAGAGUCGUCACAAUACUUCUUUUUUGUUUAUUAAUCAUUGUGGUUUUACUAAUAGCUAUUACUAGUUAUACACGUUCCAAUAAUGAACCAUUUGAUAAUAAUAGCAUAGAUUAUGCUGGAGACGAUAUUGAAAAAAUCAGUGGUGGUGCAGCAACAAAUUUAAAAAGUUUUAAUACCAACAACUUGUAACAAUUGUAACUUUGUCAAUUUUACUAAAAACAUUGAUUUAUUGUUUCAAGUUAAAUAUAUUAUUGUUAAAGUUGUGAACUAUUUUAAAAUUACUUAAUCAUGAUAUUUUAUUUUGAGAUUUUUACUUGGUUAUUUUAUUUAUUACAAAAAUAUUACAUUUAAAUUGUAUUAUAUAAUAUUUUUCAAUUAAACCUAGUGUUUAAAUGAACUAUUUAUUUUUAUAGCAUACAUAUUUUGUUUGUAAAUUUGAAAGUAAAAAAUGUAUUAUUUUCGCUUCGAUAAAUUCAUUUAUUUGACAUAUAAACACUUAUUACACUGGCAAUAAAUGUUAAUGU